UUGUAAGUUUAUUUUAGAGACUUUUGAGCUCAGUGGAGAUAUAAUAUAUAACAUACCUGCGUUAUAAAUAAAUUAACUUUAUUUUUGUUUAUUUUUGUUUGACUGAUUGAUUUUGAUACAACUUCUUAAAGUAAUUUCGAGAGACUUUUAUUUUGGCAUUAUACGGAAGUUAUACGGAAGUUUCAGCAGAGUUGGUCCGCUGUGUCUGUACGUGUCAGUGGAAAUGUAAACUUGAGCUGCAUGCCAUGUAAUCGGUUUGAGCUUAAGCAUGGAGUCGUUUUAAUGAUUCUUUUAGCGAAAUAACGACAACCGCGGGUACAGUGGAGAUUAUCCAGAAUCUCCCUAUUGACAUCCAAACCAGUAAACUUUUAGACUGGAUGGUGGACAGGAGGCACUGCACACUGAAAUGGCAAAGUGCAGUUAUGACCAUUAGAGAGAAAAAUCUAUGCUGCCGUUCAGGAUAUGCCAGAUAAUAUAUCCACUACUUCCAUUGUUUACAAAUAAUCUAAAUAUUGAAAGGAACAGAAACUUCCACCAAAAAUGUUUUUGGCAGAUAUUCAUCACAAACGAAAGUGAUGAUGAAGGCACCUGUUAUCUGUUUUAUUUUCUCUUUCAAUGUGUAGUUUCUUUAUUAUUCCUAAUGCUAGACUUUUAUAUAUGCACUAAUGUAUGUUUUUAUUUUUCGUCAACAGGACUGGCAAGAAAUAGUAUCCAUUUAUGAAAACGACAAUGUCUAUUUAGCUGAAGUGGUCAGUCUGUUGUUCCGCAGUGUAAGUUAUGAAGGACCUGCUCUAAGGAAGCAAGUGUCUAAAGCUCAGCAGCUGCAGCAGGAGCUGAGCCGACGAGAACAGGAGUGUCAGAGUGGUGCUGCUGACACGAGGGAAUGUUUUUACAUGGCCUGUAAACAAUACGAUAUAAAGCAGCUGAGUGAGAUGAGUGAAGAAGGUGACAUGGUGGCCAUGAGUCAGUUCCAGCUUGCUCCCUCAGUGAUCCAGGCUCAGACUCCCAAGUGCAUGCAGGUCAUGCUGGCAGAGGUGCGUGGCCUGCUGAACAGGCUCACCAUACUACGAAUGCAGCACCUCUUCAUGAUCCAGGCAUCACCAUGGUAUGUGGAGCGUGUGUCUGAGUUACUGUGGCAGAAACUCAAGCAGGCUGAUAUCUUAGUGCUGAAGCAUGGCACACUGUCUGAAAAACGACAGGAGUUUCUGGAGGAACAGGCCAAGCUGGAGCCCCGCAUCUGCUGGCUACUCGCACCAAGGAACUCCAGAAACUGAUAGGAGCUGCACUGGCAUGACUGGAAAUAGCUUCCCGAGAGCAUUCCAAAGAUGGCCGACAGUGGACUGACUUGCUAGAAAGACUUUGACACAACCAAACAUGUCUAACCUUAUACAGUAUCUCCCCUUGUGCUUUAUCACUAUGUUGUCUCUCUCUUGCCCUGGUGCGACUGGUUUAAUCACAUGGCUGGUACACAUUGUGCUCACAAGGUUGAGGAUCUAAUGGACUCUAAUUUCAGACAAGGCAACAUAUUGCGUGUCUUGGUAGUGUAGACAUGGCAAGAUUGAAAGGGAUGAGUGAAAUUUCUCUCAUUUACUCACCCUCAUGCCAUCCCAGAUGUGUAUGAUCUUCAGCACAAAGAUUUUUAGAAGAAUAUCUCAGGUCUGUAUGUCCAUACAAUGGUGACUAGAACUCCAAAAAGGAGAUCAAAUCAGCAUAAAAGUAAUCCAUCAGACUCUAGUGACUUCAUCAAUGUCUUCUGAAGCGAUCCGGUUGGUUUUGUGUGAGAAAUAGACCAAAUUAUAACAGUUUUUACCAUACAUCUUGACAGCAGUCUCCUUGGCGAUCAUGAUUUCAAGCUUGAUUACACUUCCUAUAGCACCAUCUAGCGAUCUGCGCAUGCGUCAAGCAUGUACAGUGAAAAAGGAGUUCUAUUUUGGUCUGUUCUUGCCGAAAAGCAACUGGAUUGCUUCAGAAGACAUUGAUUAAACCACCGGAAUCUUAUGGAUUACCUUAAUGCUGACUUUAUCUCCUUUUUGGAGUUCUUGUCACUUGCAUUGAAUGGACCUACAUAGCCCAGAUAUUCUUCUAAAAAUCUUUAUGUUCAGCAGAAGAAAGGAAGUCAUAUACAUCUGGGAUGGCAUGAGGGUGAGUAAAUGAUGAGAGAAUUAGUAUAGUAUAUUAUAUGAGUGAACUAACUCUUUAACCAAGAUAUUAUCCAUGGCAUUGGUUUUUCAAAAUUGUAAAGCCCUGCUCCAGUUUUACACAUGCAUGAAUGCAUGCACACGCAUCCAUUCUCUCUUCUCUCUGUCUCCUCCUUUCCCCCCACUGUCUCUGAUGAAGCUAUAAGAAGAGGGUUGCGCUUUGCCCAAUCAUCGUCUGUGCCAUCAAUCAGGCCAGACAGGCCACUGUUUACUGACACAGAAGCCUCAAACAGCAGCCAUUACAAACACUUUGUUUUCCUCCCAGUAGACAAGACCGCAAUAAGACAAAGGUCUAACCAUUUAUCAAACAACCAACUGAAACAUCAUCCUCAUACUGAUUAGUAACCAAGACUAAAAUGGUCACUGGGUGACUGAUCAAACAUCUUUUGGGUCCUAAAAGCUUAAAUUUGCUUUUCAAAAAUCCCCUUGU
Molecule: messenger RNA, 2628 nt
Organism: Myxocyprinus asiaticus (Chinese sucker)
Lineage: Eukaryota; Metazoa; Chordata; Actinopteri; Cypriniformes; Catostomidae
Gene: cdk5rap3
Product: CDK5 regulatory subunit associated protein 3
Exons: 8
Coding region: 666-1274 (202 amino acids)
Biological process (GO): regulation of mitotic cell cycle; regulation of cyclin-dependent protein serine/threonine kinase activity
Cellular component (GO): endomembrane system
Source: RefSeq, a predicted model, not a curated record